Messenger RNA from Oryzias latipes (Japanese medaka), 1343 nucleotides. Lineage: Eukaryota; Metazoa; Chordata; Actinopteri; Beloniformes; Adrianichthyidae. The record is from RefSeq and is a predicted model, not a curated record.
UUAACAAAAUAGGAAACAAUCUGGGAUCUAAAGGGGAGGGGCAUCACAGAGCGGUGAAAGUGGCAGUGAACGCAAUUUUUCGCAAAUUUAUUUUCUUUUUUUUGACACAAACAAAUUAAUAUUGAUUAGUAAAUGCAGAAUCUGAAAGGUGAUGGGUCGCAUCACUCCUGGGGGGUCCAAAGGUUGGACUCAGAGAGACAACAGCAGAGGGGCAAGGAGGUAAAAGCAGAACACUGCAGCACAGAGACCUCACUGUAACCGUGUGAUCCUCCGGGAGGUAAUCCCUGUCGUUCCGUGUUGGGAAACGCUUCAGCUAUCUCAGCUUUUAUCUGGGCCAAGUGAUGCUGUGCAGCAGCUGAUUCACCCCACACCUGACCCGAAGCUCCAGAGGAACCAAGAGGCUUUCCCUGGAACAUAAAAACCGCCCAUGACUGAUAAAAUAUAUCUGCUGCAUGAUCCCAACAGAACAUGACGGACCAAACAAGUUAGAAAUCUGUAACCAAACAAAAGCGUGACAAACACAACUAAGUGCAUUUCCCCCAGGGUCAACUCAGAGCUGCAGCUGCAGAUGUAAUCACAUCUUGUUUUCUCCACUCAUCUGUACUUCUUAGUAAGCCCCGCCCUCUGCUGCACACGUGCGUGUUCACAAACACUUCCAGGAGGAGGCAAAGAGCAGACUGCCAGCAGAACCUCUGCAUGCUGUCCUGCCAUGUCCAAAACAACUGAGCUGCCUUUCCGGCUGGACUCCCAGCUGACAGAGGUGAUGCGCCUGCGGGUCCAGUCUCUGCAGCAGCGCAGCCAAAACAGGCAGGAGGGCGAGCGCCUGCUGAGGCCCAACGAGGCCGUGUACAGGCUGGACUUCGCCGAGCGCUCCCUGCGGUUCUCCCACUGGACGGUGCGACUGGCGCAGCCAGGACGCCUCACCAUCACAGCCACCUCGCAGCUCUGGACGCCGGACCUCACCAACCUGAUGACGCGGCAGCUGCUGGAGCCCGCCGGAGUCUUCUGGAGAGGGCGCGCCGACGCCGCGGACACGCCUGCGCACUGCUAUGAGGCGGACGCGGCUGAAUUUGGGGAAAGGAUUGCCGAGCUGGCAAAGAUAAGGAAGGUGAUGUACUUCCUGUUUGCAUUUGCAGACGGCUGCAGCCCCGAAAGCGUCGACUGCUCCAUCACUUUCAUGGUGGACUAGAGAGAAGACUUUCCACCAAACACACUGUUCAUAUGUGAAGUUCUUCUUCAUCUUCAGAGAUUCAAACAAUAAACUUGCAAUCGUUGAAACAGACGUUUCUGAGUUUUCUUCACUGAAAAUAAAGGAGUGUUCUAUGGACUCUGUGUGACAAACA